AUGUUUUAUCAACUGCCCCUCCUCGCGAGCGACGAGCUUGGAGCUACCCCCGGCUGCCGUCAAUUCUGGUUCAUCAAUUUUCGCACUGGGUCGACUGACAUAUUCAAACAGGACCAUGAAAGCGCAUGGUUUCCUCCAUGUGUACUGCCAUUCUUGGUGAUCGCACCUGCAAGUCUGAUUUGCCUCAUUGCCUGUGGAUAUUUUCUCGAUCCAAUUCUUCGACGGUGGCAGCCAGAGUGGACUCGGCCAUACUUGACUGAGCAUGAUGAGGGCAAUGGUAUUCUUCCAGAAGACACCAAGAGAUCCCUGCGAUGGACUCUCGUCCUGCUCGUAUGCACGGGUAUUGGCUUCGUUGCCAAGCUUGUACAUUUGUACCCGCCAUAUCUUGAUGUUCCUGGCUGUGUGCUUAUCACGUCAUGGGCUUUGACUGGGCUUGUUCUGGUACUCAAACGACCGAGAUCUUGCCCUGUGAUGCUGCUGGUUUAUUUCAUUGUGUGCUUGUUGGUGGAAACCAUUUUAUGCACCGACUCCAUCGGUAAAUCGAAGUUGUUGACGGUCUCACAUUCUAUCGCUGCUGUCGCUGCCUUGAUGGCUUGCUUCACGAUAAUGUGGAUGCCGUUUCGAAGACCUACGCUUGCUGCAAUAGACAUAAGUGGAGUUGGUCAAGCUCCAAGCAGUGAUUUUCGCAGCCCAGAGGACAAUUUACGUCUGUGGCAAUUUCUCACCGUCUCCUGGAUGGCGCCUUUGAUGUCGCUCGGUCGUACAAGGCAGCUUAAUGAGUCCGAUGUGUGGUUCCUAGGGUUUGAAUUCCAACACAGUCGGCUCCACGAAAAGUUUCGUCGAAUGCGCGGGUCUGUCAUUUCCCGGGUUCUGCGGGCCAAUGGGCUCGAUGUUUUGAUCCUCUCAAUCAUUGCAAUUGUGCAGAUGCUUUGCACGUUCUCCACGCCGGUUCUUCUGCAGCAACUUUUACAGGCUAUGCAGGAUCCGAAACGACCGAGACGCGUGCCUCUCACUUAUGCCGUCCUCGCUCUGGUCAUUCGGCUAGUGGCGGCGCAGUCACAGGUACUGAACUUGUGGUACGGCAGACGAUGCUAUGAGCGAUCCAGAGGCGAAAUGAUGAUGAUGGUAUACGAGAAAGCAUUGUCCCGGAAGAACAUCCUUGGCACGCACGAGGAGGACGACGAAUCAAAAACUAGCAGCGAACCCCCAGUCAAUGAAGAGCCCGGAUCAGAUGAUGCAGGCUCGGCAACGACAAAGGGCUGGGGUUCUUGGAGGAGUCUCUUCUUUGCUCGACGGAUAUCACAGCUCAAGAGACCCAAGGAAGCUGCCACACUCGGAAAAAUCUUUAAUCUGCUUCGAGGCGAUGUCUAUGAUGUGGCCCAGCGAUUCUGGGAGAUUGACGUGCUCAUUGACAAACCUUUAGGUUUGGUCAUUGCCGUUGUCCUCGUAUGGACAUUAUUCGGACCAUCGUGCUUUCUUGGUAUCUUGACCAUUCUGGCAGCCCAGUCUUUGAAUGCCAUCAUUGCGAAGUUCCUUUUCGAAAGAGAACGGCUGACCAGGGCUUCUACUGAUGCGAGAUUGCAAAUCACCUCACAAUUUGUGGAGGCUAUCCGACAUCUCCGAUGGUACGGAUGGCAAGAGUAUUGGCUUCGGAUGGUUAUGGACGCUCGUCAGCACGAGCUGAACAGACGGGUAAUCACCAAACUGUGUACGACGUCAAUCAACAUCAUCAACGCUUUCUCAAGCGGAGUAUUCCCUGUUGUCGCAUUAUACGCAUACACGAAGCUAGCGGGCUAUGACCUCCGCAUUGAUAUAAUAUUCCCCGCUUUGCAACUGUUUACCAUGCUCGAAACACGCUUGCGUGAAAUUCCGAAUCUGAUAACCUCAUUAUUGAAUGCCUCAAUUGCACUCGGUCGGAUUGAAGACUUUAUGGUGGAACCGGACAAAGCUGAUGGAUCUGCUGAUCGCCCUUCCAGUGAGAUUGCUAUCUCACUCGAUUCCUGCUCGCUCUCAUGGCCCGGCAAGUUGUCGCCGGUUCUCAGAAACGUCACAAUCACAAUCUCCAAGGGUCUCACUGUCGUGAGUGGGAAGGUUGGAUCGGGCAAAACAGCUUUUCUUCAAGGCCUGCUGGGAGAACUUGACAUUCUCACUGGUUCCUGUAACCUGCCCAACGAGAUCAUAGGUUAUUGCGCACAAACACCAUGGUUACAAAGCAUGAGCAUCCGUGACAAUAUUCUCUUUUCUGCUCCUUACGACGAACACCGCUACAAGCGAACCAUCGAAGCUUGUGCGCUGCUGCCAGACUUGUCCCGAUUCAAACAUGGCGAUUUGACCUUCAUCGGUGAGAAUGGCGUUGGACUUUCUGGUGGGCAAAAGGCGAGGGUGGCCCUUGCGCGAGCCGUCUAUAGUUCCUCUCGCUUGCUCUUGCUUGAUGAUCCCCUGUCGGCACUCGAUCAUCACACUGCUGAAUUUGUUGUGCGCAAGUGUCUCUCUGGGCCAUUAAUGAGGGAUCGCACUAUAGUGCUGGUUACUCACCGCACUGCAUUGGUCUACAAUAUUGCCGACCAAAUCAUAAGUAUCGAGGAUGGGUGCGCUACAGUCUACGACAAGGCCAGUUUGCCCAAGUACACACUCACAAGCCAUCCGAUUGGCAAUGGUGCCAGCUCUGACGAGGUUGGUCCUGAGAUCGAAGAAGUCAACGCAGCGGAAGAAGCUGCAGCAAUCCCUGAUAAGUUUUUCGAGGAAGAGCAUCGUGCUGAAUGGGGGGUUCAAGCUCGCGUCUACUGGAGUUACAUCAAAGCGGGCAAGUACCGCUGGUGGGCCCUACUUGUGUUUGUCCUGGCGGCCUACAGACUUAUGGCUGUGGGCCUAUCAUGGUUCCUGAAGGAAUGGGGUGAGGCGUACGGGGACGUCUCGAUGUCUGCACAAAUUGUAAGAACAUUUUGGUCGCAGGCUGCGCUUCUUGCCAAUUCGAUGCUGUCAUUUGGUGUGGAUGGCGCACAUGUCGCAUCUCAUUAUCCCACCAACCAACUGCCGUUGCCCUCCGAGGACGUUCGCCCAUGGUUGUGGACCUUUUUCGUCAUCGUGUGUCUUCAAGCAACCGCACUUUUACUAUCUCAGCUAUUGAUGCUGGUCAUUGUCUACUGUGCAGGAAAGACUCUGUUCCGCCGCGUGAUGGACCGAGUCAGUAAUGCAUCUUUCCGCUUCUUCGAUGUGACCCCUGUGGGCCGUCUCAUGAAUCGCCUGACCUCAGAUAUCAGCGUGGUGGACGGCAAUAUUAGCGCACAGUUCCAGGAUAUCGCGUUCAAUGCAAUGACGUGGAGUUCUUCCAUCUUCGUGAUCGCCACCGCGACUCCCACAUUUCUUGUCUUUUCGUUGCUUCUUACUAUUGCUUUUGUCAUGAUCUUUUUACAGUUCCUACCGACCUCGCAAAGCCUCCGUCGACUGGAGAUGGUGUCAUUGACACCACUCUUGUCCAAUUUCGGCGAGCUAUUACAUGGACUGACUACUGUGCGCGCAUUCCGUGCCGAAGAACGGUUUCAGAAUCGAGUAAUCUCCGUGGUUGACAAGUUCCAAAGCAUGGAUCACUUCUAUUGGUCUCUCCAGGCUUGGUUAAUGUACCGGUUCGAGAGCCUCUCUGCCCUGUCAACCUUCUGUCUAACCGUUCUGGCGCUUUACACCGAUACCACGCCUGGCUUGGUGGCUUUCGUGCUCAUUGCGGCCAACAACUUUGUGGACUCCACUCACGGACUCUGCAAGCAAUAUGGUCAAUUGCAGAUGGACUUUGUGUCCGUUGAGCGAAUUGAUGAACUCCUUCAUAUUGAGGAAGAGCCCAAAGGGACCAUUCAUCCACCGGCAGCGUGGCCAAUGUACGGCAGCGAUGUGGUUUUUGACAAGGUGACUUUGCGAUAUGCCUCUCAUUUGGAUCCCGCCCUCCAGGACGUCUCUCUGCGGAUUCCUGGCGGUUCGACCACUGCUGUCAUUGGCCGAACGGGAAGUGGCAAGUCAACGCUGGCCGUGUCUCUUCUCAGCGUCGUCCGACCUGAGGCCGGGCGUAUUCUGAUAGACGGGCUAGAUAUUGCCAAUGUGGACACCCAAGCUCUCCGCACGCGAGUCACUUUUGUCGCACAAGACCCCGUUCUUUUCCCAGGCACCAUUCGACUCAACUUGGACCCCACUGAGGAGUUCUCCGACCAUGAAUGCGCCGAAAUUUUGAAACGUCUCUGUGACCGUCAUGGGUGGAGUCUUGACACACACGUCGAAUCUGGAGGGAAGAAUCUCAGUCAGGGCCAACGCCAACUGAUCGCUCUUACCCGCGCUGUCUUACGACGCAGUCCGCUUGUCAUCUUUGACGAGGCCACUGCUUCUAUCGAUCAAGAAACAUCUCUUGAACUCCAGCAGAUAGUAAGGGAGGAGCUGCAUUUGUCGACUGUGAUCACGAUCGCCCAUCGCGUGGAAGCUGUGAAGAAUGCAGAUUACUUCGUGGAGCUGGACCAAGGGAAAGUCUUGCGACGGGGGGCCGUGGCUGACAUGUAA
Molecule: messenger RNA, 4536 nt
Organism: Penicillium diatomitis
Lineage: Eukaryota; Fungi; Ascomycota; Eurotiomycetes; Eurotiales; Aspergillaceae
Exons: 3
Coding region: 1-4536 (1511 amino acids)
Biological process (GO): transmembrane transport
Cellular component (GO): membrane; fungal-type vacuole
Molecular function (GO): ATP binding; ATP hydrolysis activity; ABC-type peptide transporter activity
Source: RefSeq, a predicted model, not a curated record